Molecule: messenger RNA, 1164 nt
Organism: Hibiscus syriacus
Lineage: Eukaryota; Viridiplantae; Streptophyta; Magnoliopsida; Malvales; Malvaceae
Exons: 1
Coding region: 1-1164 (387 amino acids)
Source: RefSeq, a predicted model, not a curated record
AUGCUACAUGAUGCCUUCAGAGAUGUAGAAAAAGAACCCGAUUCAUUGAAGUCACUUCUUGAAGAAUGUGAGAAGCCACUUUACGUAGGGUCAAAGUAUAAUGCACUUAGUGGAUUAUUGAAAUUCCAACAUAUCAAGGGUCAAUUUGGGUGGCCUGAGGCUAGCUUUGAAGUAUUGUUAGGUGCCCUAAAAGAUGUCUUACUAUUAAACAAUAGAAUACCUAACUCCCUAUAUGAUGCCAAGAAAUUGCUAAAAGGAGUAGGUCUACAAUAUGAAAAAAUUAAUGCAUGUGAAAACAAUUGUGUUCUAUUCUGGAAAGAACAUAAGGAUGCUUCUCAAUGUCCAACUUGUGGCACAUCUCGUUGGAAGAAGAAUACCAAAAACGUACCUUUGAAAGUUUUGUGGUAUUUUUAUCCCAUCCCCAGAUUUAGGAGAAUGUUUUCGUCACCAGAAAUGGCACAAAACUUAACUUGGCAUGCACAAGGUCGGGCUAAUAACGGUAUGCUAAGUCAUCCUCGCGAUUCCCCCUCUUGGAAGCUUGUUGAUAGAACAUGGAAAAAAUUCGGAGAAGAAAAAUGGAAUCUUAGAUUAGCCUUGUCCGCUGAUGGUAUCAAUCCUCACAAGUCAUUAAGUUCCAAGUAUAGUUGUUGGUCGGUUAUCUUAAUAACUUAUAAUCUACCCUCUUAUUUGUGCAUGAAAAGAAAAUUCAUGAUGUUGACUCUAUUGAUAUCAGUUCCAAAACAACCUGGUAACAAUAUUGAUGCCUACUUGGCACCAUUGAUAGCAGAUCUAAAACUCUUGUGGGAAACUGGCGUGAAGACAUAUGAUGCUUAUAAGAAAGAAUACUUCAAUCUAAGAGCAAUAUUACUUUGGACUAUAAAUGACUUUCCUGCAUAUGGUAAUCUUUCGGGGUGUGUUAAUCUUUCGGGGUGUGUUACCAAAGGUUAUUAUGCGUGUCCAAUAUGUUCAGAGAAUACUUGUUCACAGUGGUUGCCAAAUUCGAAAAAAGUAUGCUUUCUUGGUCAUAGAAGAUUCCUGCCACUUCAACAUCCUCUUCGUAAAAGAAAAAAAGAUUUCAACAAUCAACAAGAGGGUGGUGUUAUAAAACAACCAUUAUCAGGUGAAGAGAUUUACGACUAUCUGACGGGGUUUGAGACUUCAUAG